UUACAGAAAAAUAGAAAUUUAAACACAGACUUAAAAGCAAAAAAGUCAAUAAUGAAUUAGAGUGUUAGGAACUUUCAUUGGUUUCACCAAACUAAGAAAUAAAAGCAACUCUCUUCCUCAGCUGUCCAUUUUCUUGGAAAAUUUUCCUUUUUUCCCUUUCACUUUCUUUCUCUCCAAACAUGGGCAUCUCAUGGAGCAACACAAGCAAUAGCAACCGGAGGAGAAACCAAGCUUACCUCCAUGGCCCUCCACCUCCUCCACCUUUCUAUUAUCCCCAAGAACCCACUUCCCUUCCUCCUCCGCCACCUCCACCGCCAUCCCAGCCUUCUACUAGCCACCCUUAUCCUGCGCAUCCUCCACCCCCACCGCCUCCAAUUCCCAACAAUUACUACUGUUCCCCACCCUACAACCCCUGCUGUUACUCAAACCCUGUCAUGGGUCGUUACCCUAUUCAAUAUCCUCCAUAUUUCGCCAACCAGGCUAGUGCCUGGCCCCCGAUUCGUGCUCAUGCCGUGGCGGCGGUGCCGCCUCAGCCGCCACCUCCUUAUGUGGAGCAUUAUAAUGCCAAGAAAGUGAGGAAUGAUGUGAACGUGCACAAGGAUACGUUGAAGCUGGAAGUAGACGAGCAGAAUCCCGAUCAUCACUUGGUUUCUUUCGUUUUUGAUGCUUUGUUUGAUGGCAGUAUCACCAUUUUCUACUUUGCCAAGGAAGAGUUGAACUGUAGAUUUGUUCCCGUAUUUCCUGAAGCCUUCGAGCCUGUGAGAGUCCCAUUUCAGAAGGGACUUGGCCAGAGAUUCCAGCAGCCUCCUGGGACAGGAAUUGACUUAGGUUUCUUUGAAUUGGAUGAUCUCUCGAAACCAUCACCAGGGGAGGAUGUUUUCCCUCUUGUAAUUUCUGCUGAAACAUGUAUGCUGCCGCAUUCAUCUGAUGAACAUGUUGGUGAUCCCACACAAAGUACAUCAGCCCACAUGCAAAUUACUCAAGCCAUUUUAGAGAAGAACGGUAACUCUUUCCAAGCAAAAGUGAUACGGCAGAUAUUAUGGGUUGAUGGAGUCCGCUAUGAACUACGCGAGAUUUAUGGAAUAGGAAGCUCAGCAGCAGCAGAAGGCUUUGAUGAUAGUGACCCGGGGAAAGAGUGUGUUAUCUGCAUGACCGAACCCAAGGAUACUGCGGUCCUACCUUGCCGCCACAUGUGUAUGUGCAGUGAAUGUGCUAAAACAUUGAGGCUUCAGUCAAAUAAAUGUCCAAUAUGCCGACAACCUAUCGAAGAACUUAUAGAAAUCAAGAUAAACAGCACUCAUUGAAAAGUUUUCUUCCUUUGAAGUUUGAUUGUACGGUUAGUAAAGAUGGGAUGAACAUUCAAAGGCCAGUUGAGCUUUUUAACUUGUGGAAAGAAAAUCUGGGAAUAUCUUUUGACUUCUGGAAUGAAAAAUCUGGGAAUAUCUGCCAUUACAAGUUAAAUCUUAGGGGACAGAAAAUGAAAAAGAGUAAAAAAGGAAAAGGUUGGGAGAUUCAGGCUGAUAUAAUUACGGCAAAGUUGUUGUACAUUGGUAUUAAAAAUUAGUGAAUGAGCCUUUGCUUUUUUUUCUUUUUUUUUUUUUUUCAAAAUUGUAAUGAUCCCAGAAACUUUAUAAAUGUUAUUAAUUGGAUUAAAGAGUUAAAAUUUUCCUAGUA
Gossypium arboreum is the source of this 1674-nucleotide messenger RNA. Its product is annotated as probable E3 ubiquitin-protein ligase LUL4. Bases 180 to 1304 code for a protein of 374 amino acids. Gene Ontology annotation, molecular function: ubiquitin protein ligase activity. The transcript has 4 exons. The record is from RefSeq and is a predicted model, not a curated record. NCBI's taxonomy places the organism in Eukaryota, Viridiplantae, Streptophyta, Magnoliopsida, Malvales, Malvaceae. Gene Ontology annotation, biological process: protein ubiquitination.